Messenger RNA from Mesocricetus auratus (golden hamster), 3773 nucleotides. It is a transcript of the gene Ceacam1, whose product is annotated as CEA cell adhesion molecule 1. Bases 98 to 1663 code for a protein of 521 amino acids. The transcript is spliced from 9 exons. Gene Ontology annotation, biological process: regulation of immune system process; signal transduction. Gene Ontology annotation, molecular function: protein tyrosine kinase binding. Lineage: Eukaryota; Metazoa; Chordata; Mammalia; Rodentia; Cricetidae. The record is from RefSeq and is a predicted model, not a curated record. Gene Ontology annotation, cellular component: plasma membrane; cell surface.
GAAGAAAAGCAGAGCAGACAGCAGAGCUGCCAGGCUUGACAGCAGCCUGAGAGACAAACCUCCUCUCCAGAGGAAGGGCGAGCAGGCAGCAGAGACUAUGGAGCUCACCUCAGCCCCUCUCCACAAAGGGCAGGUCCCCUGGAGGGGUCUCCUGCUGGCAGCCUUACUUUUAGCCUACUGGAACUCUCCUGUCAGUGCCCAAGUCACGGUUGAAGCAGUCCCGACCCACGUUGCUGAAGGGGCAAACGUUCUUCUACAGGUCCACAAUCUGCCAACGACACUCCAAGUCUUUUACUGGUACAAAGGAGACACUUUGGCUGACAGUAAUGAAAUUGCACGAUUUAUAAUAUCCAGUAGUACAAAUAGUACAGGGCCUGCACACACUGGCAGAGAGACAAUAUACCAAAAUGGAUCCCUGCUCUUCCAGAACGUCAUGCAGAAUGACACAGGAACUUACACGUUUCAUAUGCUAACAGCAAAUUUUGAUAAUCCGACAAAAUCCCUGCAGUUCUAUGUACACGCACCGCUACCCAAGCCCAACAUCACAAGCAACAAUUCUAAUCCCAUGGAGGGUGAGGACUCGGUAGCAUUAAUGUGUGAGCCUGAGACUCAGAAUACAGUCUACCUGUGGAGGAUAAAUGGCCAAAGCCUCUCAGAAGGUGACAGGCUGAAGCUGUCCAUCGACAACAGAACUCUCACUUUACUCACUGUUGUGAGGACUGACACUGGACCCUAUGAGUGUGAAACCCGGAAUCUAGUGAGCACCUCCCGAAGUGACCCAUUGACUCUGAACAUUACCUAUGGUCCAGAUGUCCCCAUCAUAUCCCCCUCAGAUACUCAUUUCCAGUCAAGGACAAACCUCAGCCUCUCCUGUCACGCAGCCUCUAACCCACCCGCACAGUACUCCUGGUCUGUCAAUGGAGAGCUCCAGGCAUCCUCCCAAGAGCUCUUUAUCCCCAACAUCACUACUAAUAAUAGCGGAUCCUAUACCUGCCUCGUCCAUAACUCUGUCACUGACCUCAAUAGGACCACAGUCAAGAACAUUACUGUCCUUGAGCCUGUGACUCCGCCCUCCAUCCAAGUUGCCAACACCACAUUCAAAGAACUGGAAUCUGUGUCCCUGACCUGCGACUCACAGGACAUUGGGAUCUCCAUCCGUUGGCUCUUCAAUGGCCAGAGUCUGGGGCUCACGGACAGAAUGAAGCUGUCUGAGAACAACAGCACCCUCAGUAUAGACCCUGUCAGAAGGGAGGAUUCUGGGAAGUAUGAGUGUGAAGUCUCCAAUCCAGUCAGUUCUGAGAGGAGCAAUCCCAUCCAGCUGAACAUAAUACCUGACCCGACGCAAGGAAGUUCUGGCCUCUCUGCGGGUGCCAUCGCCGGCAUCGUGGUUGGAUGUGUGGCUGGGGUGGCGCUGAUAGCAGCCCUUGCGUAUUUCCUUUAUUUCAGGAAGACUGGCCGGGGAACUGACCAGCGCGAACUCACAGAGCAUAAACCCUCAGCCUCCAACCACAAUCUGGGCCCCUCUGACAGCUCUCCUAACAAGGUGAAUGAAGUCACGUAUUCCGUUCUGGACUUCAGUGCCCAGCGACCCAGACCACCAGAUUCAGCCUCCCCCUCCCCCAGAGCCAUAGAAGCAGUUUAUUCAGAAGUGAAAAAGAAGUGAUCACAGUCUGCCCUGCUGGCUACACCAGUGAAGCAUUUCCAGACUCUGUCCCUUACUAGAUCUCUCUACCCUAGAGAUGAGGGAACAACGCACGCAUGUAGGCACACAUGUUAUGGCAGCUCCAGGCCACAGCCUCUCCUUCAGUGUCAAUAGAAGGAAAAGUAUUCUGGGAGCCUACAGGAAACCCAACCUUUCUUGGAAUUGAAAUUUGGCUGAGAGAGAGGCACCAGAACUGUCUGCCCCUGGCCUGUUUUAAACUGACCUAUUCUGAGCGCAUUCAUUCCUCCCCAACUCCAAGUCCUUCCCUAUCGUAUUCUGACUUGAAUUUCCAUAACCUUGGAAGUCACCUACAUGCCUAUGCCAAAAAACCAAAGGAAAAGCAGGAAAUGGCCAUUCCUGUGUCGUUAGAGCCUGAUGAGAAGCCACCACGUGAAGCCCGAUGUGAGGCAGGAAGACCAGCCUGUUGCCAACAGUUCACCAGGAAAUCGCCACGCCCAGCUGAGGCAUCAGGGUCUCUGUACUUCAUGGCUUUACCCCUGAGCCCUUCUCUGAGCCUUUCUCCAGAAAACCCACUCAAAGAAGCUAGAAAAGCUCUGUGGCAGCAUCCACAGGCCACUGCUACAGCAGAGUGCAGACGCCUCUACAUCUGCCAGGGAAGUGUCCGGAAGAACAGGGUUGGUGGCUUUGUACUGGCAGUCUCCUGGAACUUGAAAAAGGAACAGAGAGAGACCCCUUUGUAGAGCAUUGGAACUGUGUUAAAAGAAGCCAUGUUCUGAGAUACUGGAGUUUCCUCUCUCUAAGACAAUCGCCUCUUUGAGUGUUUGUAACUGCUGGUUUGCCUCACUAUGGGAGCUGAUGGGUCUGCCUCAGGGGAGAGAAGCCACUGAAUCUCUGGCUCCCUUGGCCAGGAUUGAAAGGCCUCCCAAGCCCUUUUGAUCAGGAGUUCCAACCCAAAAUACAUAAAUGAAUAGCAAGGCAGUCACUUGCAGAACCACUGCCAAGUGUCAGGCUAAGCCCCCUACUUCCCUGAAUUAGUCAGAAAAGCCUGACUUUUCCUUUUUCCAUUUUUUAUCUUCUCUGUCAGACACUGACCAGGGCCUAGGCCAUCUUCCUUUGGCACUUUGGGCUUCCUCAUUCUUUUCCUGAAGCUCUCCCUCCCCCACCCUGUGCAGGUGCCAGCUGACCUCCUGCCCGACUCAAAGGCCAUUCCUCCUCUACUCCGAUGAGGUGUCCAGCUUGUCUACCUUAUUGUUUUUCUUUUAAACUCUAAAAGAAAAAAAUUGCCCUCAGCUUCCAAAAAUAAAAUAACAAUGGGCUUUCAUCAUUCCCGCCAGAAGGAGACCUAACUCAGUUUCUGGAGAUCUAGGACCAGCCUCCAAGCACCGUUCGGGAGUGCUCCUGCCUGUGCCCUUUUCCCUUUCUUUGUCUUUUCUUUUUGACUUUUUUUCUAGACAGAGUUUUAGCAUGUAGCCUGCACAGGCUUCGAUCUCACAGUAAUGCCUUCUCCAACCUGCCAGCUGCUGAGAUUGCAGCCGAGGCCACCAGGCCCGGCUCCCUAUGCAUGCCCUGUCUGCCCUGCACUCUCAGGAAACCUUGGACUCUGCUACUAUGUUUGGUCCACGUGAAGCGUGCCUUUAAAAGACACAGCCACUCAAGCAGAAGGCAUUGUUUACAGCCUAGAGCGCUCUGCACUGGUGCUCCACGGGGAAUGUGGGCUAUUAGCGGGGUGCUCUUACCCAGCCCCAGGCUUUCUGCGGCUUCAGAAACCUACCUUUCCCAUCUGGGAUGAGGCCCAGCAACAGGAGGAAGAUGUGGUCUCAGGGACCCUCUGUUCAGAGGCACACCUACACUGUGAUCAUUAAGCGAAGGUUUUACUGGAUAUUGAGUGUUUGUGUUCAUGCCAUGCCUAACAGGCCUUCUAAGACAAUUAUUUUUGAGUUCUCCUACUCAGGGAUUUCUUUCAGGGAUUUCCAGUCCAAACAUAGUCUGUGUAUACUUUCCUUUAGCCGUGCUAGUCUGGAUUAUUUAAUUUUGCCUGGCUAAAGCCAAAUCUGAGUUAUUUGUAAAUUUCUCCCAAGUUCAUAAUAAAAAAAUUGUCAUAUAUCACUAA